GGUAACGACAAGGCUUAUUUCUCUUAUAUCCGACCCAAAAAUAACUGCUAGAAAUCGCUGGGUAUCCUUUUAGAUACGCUUUCUAAAAUCUUUCGGAUUUUACUGUCGGAAUCUGCUGUUUUCCAAAAUUUCGGUUUGGCUGAUGUGAAACAUGUCUUUUAAGGUGAAAAAUCAGACAAAUCCUCUCACCAUCGAGGCUACUGGAUAUGGGCCUUAUAUUCAUGCCAGGGCUGCUCGUGCCACUCAAAAGGGGAAAGGCGUGCAUCUCACCAAAGCAGAAAAGGACGCCCAGAUGAUCCGGGACUACUGGGUACGGCAGGACUUCUUGAAGGGCAUACAGGAUUAUGCCGCUAACCACCAUCGGGACCUCUUCCGCAACCGAUGGGAGUGCGCCGCGGACAAGAAGGGUCUCUACAGCAGGGUACAGUGGGAGGUGGACAAGGUGACUGCUAAGAUGGAUGAAGAAUUGGAGAAGCGUAGAAGCAGGUUAGCUGAAUUGCUGAAAUCGGAAGAGGAUAUGUAUCUGAAGGAGUCCCUUUCUCCACACGAGGACGAAGAGACAAAGACUUCGCGCAUGCUCUGUCGAUACAAAGAGUUGAAGAUGCAGAAAGAAGCAGAGAGACAGAAAUUGGCCGAAGAAAAGAAAGAGCAGCAGUUCAAGCGUAACUGCGAGGAGUUGCGCACGUUGAUGAGCAGGAAGAUCGCCACUGAAACUGCCGAGGAAGGUCGACGUCUGCGCUGUGAGAGGUUGGCGGAGGUUGAGGAGAAGAACAAGGAGGAGGAGAUGUAUGCUGAGCUGUGGCUGAAGGACGCAGAGGCGAAGGGGCAGAGAGAGCAGAUGGAGGAGGAGGUGAGGAAGCAGAGGGAUGCAGAGUUUGCCCGACUUGUCGAACAGCAGGUGCAAGAGAGGAGACUGGAGAAACAAAGGCAGCUAAGAGAGAAGGAGACAGAUGCUGAGAUCAGGGUGGAGCAAGAGCGUCUUGCAGGUUUGGAAGAAGAAUGGCAAAAGCAGAUGAAGAAGAAGCAGCAGCAGGAAACGAAGCAGAAUUUGGACGAAUGUCUGAGGGAGAAGCUGAAGAGGAAGGCGAAAGAAGUACAAGAUGAUCUUAUGCAAGACCUCUUCUUCCUGAAGCAGAUCAUGGUGGAUGAGGAGGAGGCUAAGCUCAACGAAAAGAAGAGAGAACUCCGGAAGGAGCAACAGGACUACUUGCAACACCUCCGAGAUAACAUGCGCAAAGAAGAGGAGUUCGAGAAGGAGGUCGACCGCCUCUAUCAAGAGGAGCUGGAGAAGAUGUGGGAAAGGAGGCAGAAGGAGUGGGAAGAGGAAAAGAACAAGAGGCGAGCACUGGAACAGGAUGUGAUGAAUGGAGUCAAGGAGCAGAUACUUGCGAAUGUGGAAAAAGGUCGCCAAGUUCAGAGCUAUAAUCAGGAAUAUGGCAAAAAGAUAAAGGAAGAGGACGAAGAAGACAGAAAGAAGGCAUUUGAAAAGCUGAAACUGAUAAGAGAGAGAAACGAAAAACAUCAGAAAGAGCUGCUGGAUCAAAUCCAAAUGAAGCAGGAGAGAUUUGCAAGAGAUCAGAAGAUGCAAGACCACGAACUUGAACAGCUGCGACUCGCCAGGGAGGCAGAGGACGCUAAAGUCCAACAAUUGCUGGCAGAAAUGAAAAUCGACAACGAGCACCCCUACAGAGUGGCCAGGAAGAAGUACUUUGAUGACUAUAAAACAGAUGAUCACUGUUGCCAUACUAAACAUCUCAUUGAUGCUUGUGUGGAAUCAAAUCACUAGGCACUUUAUUAAAAAAUUAAUCUUGUCAGCAAUUUAGAAGUCACGGCAUAGGGA
This is a messenger RNA of Argiope bruennichi, 1840 nucleotides long. RefSeq names its product cilia- and flagella-associated protein 53-like. The coding region runs from base 152 to 1786 and encodes 544 amino acids. NCBI's taxonomy places the organism in Eukaryota, Metazoa, Arthropoda, Arachnida, Araneae, Araneidae. The transcript has 9 exons. The record is from RefSeq and is a predicted model, not a curated record.